GCAGAGAGCAGUCAGAGCAGUCGAGAGGGCGAAAAGUGGAUCGCGAGGUUGGAUGAUAUUUUAAAAGGAAUUCAAUGUUUGUUGUCUGAUAUCAGCUGAUAGUGAUUGAUAUGGAUGCCGAUAACGGAGUCGCGAAUUGCCGAAACGCACGCAUCUGUCCCACACGUGUGACAUUCUCCGGUGAUGCAGGAGAGUGAUGAGUGUAUGGUAUUUUAAGACAUUGGGUGAGUUUGCGCACCACGUACAUCGGUUAUUUCGAUGCUCGUCGUAUCACCGAUUUGUUAUCGCGACGUUUUAUCAUGAAGUUGGAUUGUAAUGACACGUUGUAAUGGUAAUGCGAGUAACGAUAUUUAGUACAUAAUCUUAAUUUGCGGCUGCCAAAAUGCCGUUCAAGUUCCACUUGAAGAAGAGCAGGCAGUACAACGUCGUGUCCAAGAAUCAAUACGUGAUCUGUGUUGAAUUGUUGGACGCCACUUCUAUAGAAUGCACUCUCAGCAUCGACAGCGUCGGUCAGGAGUGCCUGGACAACGUGACGCAACGUUUGGGACUGGGACAACCUGAGUUUUUUAGUUUGCGCUACAUUUGCCGUGGUACAUCAUCGCUUCGAUGGAUAGACAUGGACAAACCUCUAAAGAGGCAGCUUGAAAAAGAUGCUAAGAGCUUUACGCUUUACUUAAGAGUUAUGUAUUACAUUGUGGACGUGCAGCUCAUUCAAGAUGAAAUGACAAGAUAUCAUUAUUAUCUUCAAUUGAAGAAUGAUGUGCUAGAAAACAAAAUACAAUGUAAUUACAGACAGGCUUGCAUAUUAGCAAGCUAUUCUAUGCAAGCUGAGUUUGGAAAUUAUAGCUUGGAGAGACACACAAUCGAGUAUCUUCAACAAUGCACUUUCUUCCCAAAUGAGCUAAGCAAAAUGGAUCCAGGUGGGCAAGAGUCUCUCUUACACACAGCAAUAUGCCAGUACAAGAGUCUUGGCAAUAUGACACAAACUACUGCAGAAGAACUAUAUAUCUCGAUUGCCAUACAGUUGGAGGGUUAUGGUACCGAAACAUUUACUGCCAAGGAUAACAGUAACAAUAAAGUUGUACUUGGAAUUUCCAUCAAUGGAAUUAUGGUAGCCUAUCCUAAUAUGCAAACAACACAAUUUUACAGAUGGAAAGACAUCAGUAAUGUCAUAAAUCAGAAAAAAACAUUUAGAAUAGAGUAUAAGAUGGAAGAAGCGAAGCAGUUUGUAUUUACAGAGUCGCGCGACGCGAAAUAUAUAUGGAGAUUAUGUAUAGCGCAACAUUUGUUUUAUAUACAGUAUCAAGAACGCCGUCCACAAGAAAGAUCUAGUGGCUGUUGUGAUAAUGAUACAAACGAUUCUAGUGAGCAAGCGGUGUCCGUAAAUUCGGACAACAGGGCCUCGGACACACAUACGCGGUGGACAAGUUACAACGAUCUCUCAAUACCGUCACCGUGUCCCGUCGUGUCUGUUUCAUCGACUGAUAUAAAUAGUUUGCGUGCGUUAUUACCAUCAUAUAGACCUGCGCCCGAUUACGAAACAGCAGUCCAAAUGAAAUAUAAUAACGGUGGAAACCCUCCACAGCCUUAUUAUGCGAAUCAAUCUGCAAUAGUUGGUUCAGAUAUCUCGUGCCUGUUGGGUGUAAACCGUAAUAGAUAUUAAAUUAAUGAAAUAUAAAUAAUAAGUUUACUCAAUAUCAAAAGUACUACUGAUAUUUGUGAUGUGAAGAAUUUGAACCAACAUGAAAGAAAAAAAGAUUAUACAGGAUGAUUCAGAAUAACCCGUUGUCUUUCAAGGAACGUAUUCUUAGUCGAAUUUUAAGACGAUGUUUCCUUUGCCAAAAAUUUGUCAGACGCUUAGAUUUUGAAAUAUUAGCCGAUUAAGUUAGCGUAUCACGGGUCGAAUACAG
Molecule: messenger RNA, 1910 nt
Organism: Solenopsis invicta (red fire ant)
Lineage: Eukaryota; Metazoa; Arthropoda; Insecta; Hymenoptera; Formicidae
Gene: Pez
Product: tyrosine-protein phosphatase non-receptor type 14
Exons: 7
Coding region: 383-1663 (426 amino acids)
Cellular component (GO): cytoskeleton
Molecular function (GO): protein tyrosine phosphatase activity
Source: RefSeq, a predicted model, not a curated record